Molecule: messenger RNA, 1411 nt
Organism: Drosophila ficusphila
Lineage: Eukaryota; Metazoa; Arthropoda; Insecta; Diptera; Drosophilidae
Exons: 3
Coding region: 124-1293 (389 amino acids)
Source: RefSeq, a predicted model, not a curated record
UUUGGCUGAGUGAAAAUUGUCGGGAAAACUGUCUCAGUCUAGUCGGCUUUCUAGAAGAAAAGAGAGGGAGAGAUCGCGAUCGAACGUAUACGUAAUACGCCCACAUUACGUAUACGCAACAUAAUGCUUUGCCGACAAGAUUGCGAGAAAAUGUUGGAAAAUGCUCAAAGGUGUGCCGAAAAAGCUAAUCUAAUAGACUUUAGUGUCGUCAGAGACCUCAGUGCAAUCGGUUAUCUGGGGGAUUACUAUGCACUAACUUUAAGAUAUUGCUAUGAGAAAGACGAAGUCGUGAGGGAAAUGCAACUCUUUGUGAAGGCUUUGCCACAGCAAAGUGCUGAAGUUUCCAAAGAGCAAAUUUUUGAAAAAGAAGCCUGGCUUUACGACACUCUUUUAAAGAAAAUGCAGUCACUUUCUAACAUAAAAUGGUGUCCUGAUUGCGUUUACACUCGAAAUGAUUUAAUAGUCCUGGAAAACAUCAAACUGAAAGGUUUCAGAGCAGCUGAGUCUACAGAACUUGAUGAAGUGAAUUUGGAUCAAUUGAUAAAAUCAAUGGCAUCGUUUCAUGCUGCUAGUUUGGUGUGCGAACAUCAAACCGAAACCAAAAUAGUGCAGGCCUAUGGGGAUCGUUUGAUAGAGGUCUCUGUAGCCCCGGAAAUAGCCUGGUUUACCACAGGACUCUUAGCUGUUCUGGCUGCCGUACGAAGUCUUCCCCAAUAUCAGGGUAAUAGGGAACUAUCUUUUAUUGAUAACAAACUUCUUUCUAUUAUGCAAGAAAUCUACGAGCAAGCUGCUCCAUCGAAGAAGUUUAGAAAUGUCCUUUGCCAUCGAGAUCUUUGGGCGGGUAAUAUUCUUUUUCCUCCAGAAAAAUCUGAACCCGCUUUACUAAUAGAUUUUCAAACCUGUCGCUACAAUCCGCCAGCAUUAGAUUUAAAUUAUAGCCUUCAUAUGAAUCUAAGUUCAAAGAAUCGCAAGAAAAUGGAAGGGAAAUGCAUUGAUUUAUACCACAAUUAUUUGUUGCAAAAUCUCUGCGAUUUUAACCUAAAAGAUUUAGUGAUUGAAAAGUCAGAGCUUCUUCAUUCCUACGAAGAAUUUCGUUUAUUUGGAGUGAUCUAUAGAGCUGUUGCUGCCACGGUUGUAAAAGUUCCUAUUGAAUUUGUGACGAAUGAAUUCAAGUAUGUGGAUCGCAGAAAAGUGAUCCUAUCCUAUAUGAAAACCAACGAGAAUUUUAGAGCCUACAUGGAGGAGUGCUGUGUGGAUGUCAUGGAAAUGGCCUUAACCAGGGCCAACAUGUGAUGAAAUCUAGUAUCGCAAGACCGCCGAUAAGGAAGAGUUCCAUGAGCUGCUCAAUAAAGCGAUAAGAAGUCAUUGUAAAUAAAACUAAAAUAAUAAAAAAUUUUAAGCUGCACCCAAA